Galeopterus variegatus (Sunda flying lemur) is the source of this 3290-nucleotide messenger RNA. Its product is annotated as rab11 family-interacting protein 1-like. Gene Ontology annotation, molecular function: small GTPase binding. The transcript is spliced from 4 exons. Gene Ontology annotation, biological process: regulated exocytosis. The record is from RefSeq and is a predicted model, not a curated record. Gene Ontology annotation, cellular component: intracellular membrane-bounded organelle. Bases 1 to 1491 code for a protein of 496 amino acids. Lineage: Eukaryota; Metazoa; Chordata; Mammalia; Dermoptera; Cynocephalidae.
AUGAGAAACAACAUGACUGCCAGCAUGUUUGACCUUUCCGUGAAGGACAAGUCUCGGAACCCGCUUGGAAAGCUGAAGGACAAGAUCAAGGGGAGGCGGAAGGACAGCGCCUCAGACACUGCUUCAGCCAUCGUCCCCAGCACGACCCCCACAGUGGACAGCGACGACGAGUCUUCGAAAGACAAGAAAAAGAAGUCGAAGAUCAAGACCUUGUUCUCCAAGUCUAACCUGCAGAAGACGCCACUUUCUCAGUCCAUGUCUGUCCUGCCUACUUCCAAGUCCGACAGAGUGCUGCUUCGUCCUGGAGACUUCCAGUCCCCGUGGGAGGGCGACGACGAUGGGGAUGAGUCCUCCUCUGCCUCGGAGGUCAUGUCACACAAGAGGACAGCAGGUGUGGAUCCUAAGCAACUGACCCAGGUCAACUUCACCCUUCCCAAGAAAGAAGGACUCUCCUUUCUUGGCGGCCUUCGGUCUAAGAAUGACUUCCUCUCCCGCUCCAAUGUCUGUAUCAAUGGGAACCACGUGUAUCUGGAGCAGCCUGAAGCCAAGAGUGAAAGCAAGGACAGCAGCCCUUCCUGCUCCCCGUCCCCCCAGGGCUUAAGGAAGAAGCGUUUGUUCUCAUCCACCGACAACCUGGCCGCAGGGUCCUGGAAGGAGCCCGGGGAAGGAGGUGGGACGUCCUCCGACAGCUGGAUCUCAGAGUCUUCCACCAAGGACUCUCUGAAGUCCAUGUCUCUGCCGUCCUACCAACCUCAGGUCAGUGGGGACAUUAGGGGAAACACAGCUCCUGCAAACUUGGAGGCCGCGAGAGAAACCAAGGAGAGCAGGAGGCAGGAGAACAAGAAGGCCUCUCUGUUCGCUCUGGUGACGGGAAGGAAGGACGUGGCUAAGGACGUGGCUCAGGGCGGUGACAGCGAAAGCCCUCCUGCCGCCUCGCACGCCCAAGUCAAGCCCAGGGAGGGCGGGCCAGGGCCUGUCGAAGGCCUCGUGAGUAGAUCGGAGAAAGAUACUGCAUCUGUUGUCUCCGGACGGGGUAACUCCCUGAACCCCUUUGAGGAAGAUACGCAGGUCACAGAACCAGCAGCCGACUCCGAGUCCAAGUCUGCGCCGAAGCCACCUGUUCCCUCUGCAAGGGCUCCUCAGACCAAGGCUGUCAAACCUCGACUUCAUCCUGUGAAGCCAAUGAGCACAACAGCUACCAAGAUUGCAAACUCCAGCUUGGGAACUGCCACCAUCAUCAGUGAGAACUUGAUCAAUGAAGCCAUGACGAAGAAAUACAGCCCCUCGGACCCGGCCUUUGCCUAUGCGCAGCUGACCCACGAUGAGUUGAUUCAGCUGGUCCUCAGGCAGAAGGAAACGAUAAGCAGGAAGGAGUUUCAGGUUCGGGAGCUGGAAGACUACAUCGACAACCUGCUGGUCAGAGUCAUGGAGGAAACCCCCAACAUCCUCCGCAUUCCGGCUCAGGCUGGCAAGAAAGCAGGAAAGGUGUGAGUCACCUGAAUAAAACACUGGGACAUUUUCGUGAGUUUUUUUCCACCUGCUCUUGAGGUCAGGGACUGCGUAUGCCUGAGGAUAACCAGCCAACAGGCUCCAGAUGACACCUCUCUUGCCUGUUAUCUGGCAAUUCAGUUCUACCAAUUGAAGCCAGGUUAAUUAUUACAAUGAAUCUUUUACUGUACAUUCCCAGGGUUUUAUUUUUAAAUACCACCGUGCCUUUAACUAGGGUGUGAAUACUUUAUUCCACCAGAAACAUGGUCAUAAGAUCUGAUCCUGAGCCGGAAGUACAGGUGGCACAGGAGGUGUUAAUGCAACUUAACACUGGGGUUUUAUUUCUUUGACAUGAGAUUUUUUUCAAAUACGUAUCCUCCAGUUAUUAAAGCACAGGGUGACAUGGGGAAAGAACCAUGCAGCUGGUGCUGUGUCACACACACUUUCUUGGCUUUUGAGUAGCUCAGGUGUGGCCUUUUGGCUAAAUUUUGAUAUCAUGUAGACCUAUUGGGCUACUUGGGUGUUGUUUCUUGAUGGGAGCAGAGGAGUUUAGGGGAUGCCUCUGAGUUUACCUUCUAGGUUUUGAACAAGUUGCCUUUUCGGAACAUCAGCUUCCUCUUCUCUGUAGCCUUAAAAUGUGCUCUGUUUAGAUCCCUAAAGCCCUUCUACUGGAGAUAUGAAAGAUAGAAUACAAGGAUUAAGAGAAUCACUUUUUACUCAAUUAGGGGGAACGUCCCUCCUCUUGUGACAGGAGGGUUCCCGCUGGCUGGACUGGCCUAUUCAGUGCCUUAAGGGAUUGGGUGAUCGAGCACUUGCUAAAACCGAUCUGUCAGGUAUGGAUUCCUUUGGCCAUUUCCCCCUGUGCCUUUGCUUGGCUCCCUGGUGUCCUUGGCAGCACUUCCUGGAGGGGGUCAGGGUCCAGCUCCUCGAGAUGAAGCAGCCCCUUAACUGUGCAGGUCAUGGGGAACCAUAACUUGGACCCUGAAGGGCUUGAGCUGCAUGUGACUGUCCUUUGAAUUCUUCCUGUCCCUACCUGGAAGAAAACCCAUCACUUCUGGGUACUGGAGAGGUUGUAGUGAGGGGCUUUAUAUAGCUAAUAAAAUUUAAAAGCCAGUGGAAAACAGAAAUGCCUCAGACUUUAAACUGUUGCUUUUUUCCACUUUCCUUCAUGAAAAUAGACCCAGGCAUUUUACCUCCUUGUUAGAAAAUUGUGAAAAGUAUCACAAGAUGAUACUUACUUUUGGAUUGCUAUAUUUUAAAAACCAGAUUAAUACACAUUUUUUAAAACUAGGGCACUUGCCCCCUUCUUAAUUAAUAGCAACAGUUCAUAUUCUUCAGGUAAUUUUAUUGUUGGUCACCUGAUACUGGAAUUAGAAUGUUUUUGCGUUCUCAGUUUUUCUCCUGGUUGUGAUAGAAUCUCAUCAAAUCUUGACAUCUCUCAUAGGGGAAGAACGUCACAGGCCACUGGUGUAGGCAGGGCUUGAGACGAUAGCAGUUAUUAAAUCGGGAAUCUCUUGUCUGUAUGUUCUUGUUACAUUGUGGUUAAGAAGCCAGAUUAUUGGCAGCAGAAUCCCUUUUCAGGAUUAUGUUUGCUGCAGCAUUGAUUAUAUUGGAGCACUUUAAUCUGAGAUGAUAUGUAACUUGAUUUAUCUAAUUAGCGUUUAAUUAUCUACAGCUAUUUUAUUUUAUUUUAUUCUCUCCUACAGUACUGGGGAACACUGUGGACUUCUCAGAUGACUUGUAUUUUCGUAGUGCUGUGAAAUUUAUUUACAUACCUAUAAAGAUAACUAUAUUCACUUGAA